AAUCAAACAUCAAGUAUCAAGGUAUCAAGUAUCAAGGUAUCAAUCUCCAGCCUCAAAACAUCUCUCUCCCCCCCUCGUACCAAAGCCAUAAAUAAAUCUUAUGGCUACACAGAUAAUUCACGUUCUUAUGUGAAACGUAUCACACAUAAUUCAUCCACUGUAAGAUUCAUUGAUUUAUUGCACGAAAUAAUCUCCUUUACCUGCAAUCAUUUCGUUACACUGUUUCGAUUGCUUUGUUCGUUUUUCACUUGUUUACUCCUCCUGACUAUUCCCUCGUUUUCUCAUCUCCCAUCAAAGGCAACUUGCAUCACUCACUUCAACAAACGCGUACUUUGAUCUAUCAACAAUGUCUGUCCCCGGCAUUGCCCAAGUUUCUCGUCGCCAUGAUACGGGAUAUUUGCCAAUAGAAAAUUAUGGUCUAAUCGGGAACAUGAGAACUUGUGCUUUGGUGGGUAUUGAUGGGAGUAUUGAUUUUAUGUGCUGGUAAGCUAUGGUUACGCAGGCCGACGGAGUGUUUUGAAGCUCUCCAAGUACUUAUUAUAUUCACACAUCUAGGCCCGACUUUGAUUCUCCUUCGGUAUUUGGUCGACUUCUAGACAAAGAUAAAGGUGGGUUUGGGGUUCUCUUGCAGUGAUGGUUGUCUCAGAAUAAUGUGGAUAUCAAAAACUACCCCUCAUUUUCAUGUCCACCGGUCCCUAACAAGCUUCCCAAAUUACCCCGGAUUAUAUGCUACUUUUAAACACCACAACCAACUGCAAAUGCUAACUCUGCGAACCUCUCAGGUGGUCAUUUUUCAAUCACUCCUGCAUGUGGAGUUACUUUCAAUACAAAGCAACAAUACCUUCCAUCUUCGAAUAUCCUACAAACUCGAUAUAUUCAUGAAGAGGGUGUAGUUGACUUGAUCGAUUUCUUUCCACGUCCUAAUCAUAGUCAUGUCGCGAAAAAAAGCUCCAUGCCGUUUCGAGAAACUACAAAAGUUCAAGGCGAAUUGAAAAAAUGGCUGGUACGUCGAGUCGAAUGUAUUCGAGGCAGUGUCGAUUUAGGUGAGAAAGAUCCAGAGCAUGGCGGCAGUCAUCAUAUCUCACAACUUUGUUUAGAUGUGGAGAUAUUUCCAGCCUUCAAUUAUGCCCGCGAUGAACAUGAUCUCGAAAUUCUUAUGCCGGAGCAUCCCCCAGGAGCACUAGAGAGCAAAACGGUUACCUUCACCAGUAAAGACAUAAAACUUCAACUCGAUGUGACUAUUGAUCAUGGUGAGGAGAAUAAAGAGUCAUGCCCCUCCCUAAAAUUCCGUCGAGUAAGACAAAAGGAAGGUAAAGGUGAUGGUGUUGUUGCAAAUAUACGAUUACAAGAAGGUCAAGCUAUUUCGUUUGUCUUGCGUGAUGAUAUUCCCAAUCAUAUCACUAGGGAUGUCACUACCGAAGUUUUAGAUGCACAACAACAUGAUACUCAAAGAUUUUGGUCAAAUUGGAUUGGUCAAAGUAAAUAUACAGGUCGGUGGAGAGAGGUUGUUGCUAGAAGUUUGAUGAUUUUAAAGCUAUUGACUUACGAGCCUACUGGGGCAAUUAUUGCGGCACCCACUUUCUCUAUUCCUGAAGAUAUUGGAGGAGUCCGGUAAGUAAGGAGCUCUUCUACCUAUGCCCAACUAACUUUUCCAAGCAAUUGGGAUUACCGAUACUCCUGGGUACGAGAUUCUAGUUUCACAAUUUAUAUUCUACUCAGGAUGGGAUUCGUUGAAGAAGCCGAUGCAUACAUGAGCUUUAUCAGUGAUCGAUUUAGAUUGUCAAGAGGUCCAGAUGGUGCUUUACCGAUCAUGUUCACAAUCCGUGGCGAGACUGAUAUUCCAGAAAUUGAGCUUGGGUGAGUGUUUUGGGAGUUUUGUUUCUUGCCUUGAACUAAUCCUUCAUAGCCAUCUCUCUGGUUAUAGAGAUAGUGGUCCAGUUCGUAUUGGUAAUGGUGCAGCUUUUCAUCAACAAUUCGAUAUCUAUGGUGAGCUUAUGGAUGCUAUCUAUCUUUGGAACAAAUAUGGAAAGCCUGUCACGUGGGAUCAAUGGGUAGCAGUAAGGGAGAUUCUAGGUAUGUUACGUGCAUGUCAACUUUUGUAAGAACAUAAUACUAAGCAGGUUAAGAUUAUGUUUUAAAAAUCUGGGAAGAAUCCGAUAUGUCGAUCUGGGAGGUCCGAAGCAGAAAACAAAACUAUACAUAUUCCAAGAUUAUGCUUUGGGUAGCAUUCGACCGUGGAGUACGUCUUUCGGAAAAACGUUGUUUGCCUUGUCCGAAUAAAGCAGAAUGGUUAAGAGUUCGUGACACUAUCUAUGAAGAAAUCAUGGAGAAAGGUAGGGAGUCUACAUCCUUAUUAGAUGAAUUCCUUCACUGGGAUCAACUGACAAAUCGGUAGGCUACAACACUGAUCUACAAGUCUUUGUCCAAAGUUAUGAAUCCCGCACCAUGCUUGACUCAUCUAUUCUUAUUGCACCUCUCGUCUUCUUCAUCUCUCCCAAUGACCCACGCUUCCUAAAUACAAUUGAUAAAAUUCUUCUUUCCCCCGAAAAAGGAGGUCUUACAGAAACCGGUCUCGUUUUCCGUUACAAUACCGCUACAUCCGAAGACGGUGUUGGUGGUCGGGAAGGUGCAUUCUCUAUGUGUACUUUUUGGCUAGUUGAAGCACUUACUAGGGCGGGUGUUUAUGAUAGGAAGUAUUUGGUAAAGGCAGUUAGCAUCUUUGAGAAUAUGUUAAGUUUCGGUAAUCAUUUGAGUAUGUUUAGUGAGGAGAUUGCGAGGAGUGGUGAACAGCUAGGGAAUACCCCGCAGGCAUUUAGUCACUUGGCUUUGAUUAGUGCAGCUUUUAAUUUAGAUAGGGCGACGAAGGGAAAGGUUUAAGAUGCUGGAAAGUGGAAGGAUGAUGAUGAAAUGGCGAUGCCGUUGCGUGAUGGUGUCUAGAAUGAUUGUGGGUUAUGACUUCUUCAAGUGGCAAUGCAAUAGAAGUAAAGAGAUUCUUUAUUUGGGGGUUAAGAGGAGUGGAAACUCGGAAAUACAAAGUUAUACUAUGAUUUCGAGGUGCUGGAAAGGCUAGGUUUCUUUAUUAAUCAUCGGAUACUUGACUUCUUGAUUUAACCAGUAUCUAUGUAUACCAAGAUGGAGGGAGGACAUAAGAAGAAAAGGCUUUUAAAUAUAUCUUUACAUAGCAUACAAAUAUUACCUA
Molecule: messenger RNA, 3199 nt
Organism: Sclerotinia trifoliorum
Lineage: Eukaryota; Fungi; Ascomycota; Leotiomycetes; Helotiales; Sclerotiniaceae
Source: the annotation of a GenBank genome assembly